AUGGAAGACCAUCAAAGCGAGGAAGAUGUCUCGGAACAUCUCCUCAGCCAGCACAAAGAGGCGGUGUCGCUCGUAUCCCAACGAAUUGCCAGCUUCCAUGCCCGCCAAAUCGCCUUUCGCAUCUUCCAUGGCAACACCAACUCGACUCGCCUUAGCGACCGCACACGGGACGCUACAGUCGACAUCUCGACACUUGACAAUGUCAUCUCCAUCUCGCCAGCGAAACGCACAUGUCUACUUGAGCCUAACGUCCCCAUGGAUCGGCUUGUCACCGCCACUCUGCAGCACGGCUUGGUACCUCCCGUUGUCCCAGAGUUCCCGGGCAUCACAGUCGGAGGUGGCUUCGCUGGCACGGCAGGCGAGAGUAGCAGUUUCAAGUAUGGUUUCUUUGACAAGAGCGUGACCUGGUUCGAGGUGGUCCUUGCGGACGGAGAAGUCGUGACGGCCUCAGAGACUGAGAGGACAGACUUGUUUCACGGAAUGGCCGGAACAUUCGGCUCAUUGGGGGUCAUUACUCUGUUCGAGAUACGUUUGAUUCCGGCAAAGGAGUUUGUCGAACUGUCAUAUAUUCGCGUUGGAGGCAUCGAACAGGCGCAAGAAGUGAUCAGGCAGGUCACAAAGCAGGCAGAUGUGGAUUUCGUGGACGGGAUCAUGUUCGCUCCUGAAAAGGGCGUUAUGCUACUAGGCCGACUCACUGAACGAGACGAGAAGAACAAGGACCUACCGCUCGCGACAUUCACCAAGCCUUGGGAUCAGUGGUUCUAUCUCCACGCCGAAGAAAGAAUGAACACUACCGAAGCCACGACCCAUAUAACGGACGCUUCCCCGUCCUCACCAUUCGCUCCACGCGACCUAAUCCCAUUGAAGGACUACCUCUUCCGGUACGACCGUGGUGCAUUUUGGACCGGCCGGUUUGCAUACAGGUACUUCUGCGUCCCCUUCACGCGCUCGUUUCGCUGGCUGGCAGACUACUUCAUGCACACGCGCGUAAUGUACCACGCUUUACACCGUUCCGGUCUAUAUCAGCGCUUCAUCAUCCAAGACAUGGCCCUCCCGAACAAAAACAUUCCCGAAUUUUCUCGGUGGUUGGACCAGGAAUUGCCGCAUAUCUACCCGCGCUGGCUGUGUCCCUUGAGGCAUGGUGAAAGCGUGAGCAUGAAUCCCCAUCUUCGUAACCUGACUUCACCAGCCGUGGAAUCCCCUCCAACCCCGACCUCGAGAAUGGCAUCGGACCCCAAAUUAAAGAGCAAUGAGGACGAUGAUUUCGCCAACGCGCUCCUGAACAUCGGCGUCUGGGGCGAAACACCCGCUCAUACCCUCCACGUCACCAUCAACCGCCUCAUCGAGAGCAAACUGAAAUCCCUGGGCGGCAUGAAGUGGCUGUACGCCCAGACAUUCUACACCGAAGCCGAAUUCUGGUCCAUCUACGAUAAGAAGUGGUACGACGACUUGAGAAAGAAGUACCAGGCCGACGGACACAUCCCGAGCGUGUACGACAAGGUCAGGACAAAGGACAUCUUCGAGGUCGACGCUGAGGGGAAGGUGUUGGGCGACGCCCGCAUGCCUGUUGAAAAAGGUUUUUGGAGCGUCUGGCCCAUUGCGGGAGUUUACGGGGUUCUGAGCGCGUUGAAGGGCGGCGAUUAUUUGCGGAAGCGAUGA
This is a messenger RNA of Fonsecaea multimorphosa CBS 102226, 1659 nucleotides long. RefSeq lists its product as uncharacterized. Gene Ontology annotation, biological process: steroid metabolic process. NCBI's taxonomy places the organism in Eukaryota, Fungi, Ascomycota, Eurotiomycetes, Chaetothyriales, Herpotrichiellaceae. The record is from RefSeq and is a predicted model, not a curated record. Gene Ontology annotation, molecular function: Delta24(24-1) sterol reductase activity; FAD binding. The coding region runs from base 1 to 1659 and encodes 552 amino acids. The transcript has a single exon. Gene Ontology annotation, cellular component: membrane; cytoplasm.